Messenger RNA from Electrophorus electricus (electric eel), 2067 nucleotides. It is a transcript of the gene oafa, whose product is annotated as OAF homolog a (Drosophila). Lineage: Eukaryota; Metazoa; Chordata; Actinopteri; Gymnotiformes; Gymnotidae. The record is from RefSeq and is a predicted model, not a curated record.
UCGGAGUUGCACUUUGGAUUGUGGAGGAAGUGACGGACCUUCGGUAGUGUACAAGAGAAGAGUGAGCCGAAAAUCAGAAACUUACUGAGAAGUCAGAGUGAGGUCUUGAAUGGGAGUGUGCCUGCCCCGUACUGCGAAGCUCCGCGGGCUCACAAAUCAACAUUAAGUGUUGCGUCUCUCGAGGAGUGAAAAACCGAGACUGAUCCGAGUGACGUGGUGCGCGUAGGUCAUCAUUUACCAAAACUUUCAAGACUUUGUUUUAUGCUUCUUUUUUAACUUUGUUGUUUUGUUUUUUUCCUUUUUCCUUUUUUUACAUUUUGCCGCAAGAAUAUGUAUGAAGGUCUUAUGAAAUCUGACCAGCUGUGAGACAGUUGCGAUAGCAGCGUCUGUCGGAAUUGGUGAAAUGAGACAAAUAAUAGCACCGUUUCAGUUGGGGACGAGAGUGCGUCUCAGUGUCGUGGCCGAGUCCUCGCUUUGAGUCCUCGUGUCUUUGGAGGAGCAGGUAUGUUUGCCAGGUGCCUUCUGACGCUGUCGGGACGACUCGCGCUGCUCCUCUGCGCGCUCGCGCUGUCACCGACCCCCGGAUUUAGUUCGGAAUUAAAGGUGCGGGUCCGUUUAGCUGAUGGCCAGGUCACCGAGGAGCUGCUGCAAGCCGACAGUCAGAGAGAUUCCGUUACGCUGGAGUUUAAACAAGCAGAUGGCACGCUCAUCACCUUUGUCGCUGACUUUAAGCAGGAUGUGAAGAUCUUCCGGGCGUUGAUCCUGGGUGAACUGGAGAGGGGACAGAGCCAAUACCAGGCCCUGUGCUUCAUCACACGCCUCAGCCGCAAUGAGAUCAUCCCCAGCGACUCCAUGGCGAGACUCCGGCAGAAGAACCCACACACCGUCCGGGCUGCAGAGGAGAGGCGGGCGACGGAAGAGCUCAGCAUGAGCGUGGCGGUGAACGUGACGCGGGCGUGGCAGAUCAGCGCCCACAUCCACAACACGUGCAGCAUGGCCCGCGAGGCCGUGUACACGCGGGAGGCGGAUGCGCGCCACUGGCUGGACGCAGGUGUGGAGGGGUCCACGUUCGAGGUCCUGCCCCGGGCAGCGGAGUUGCCGGGCCUGCCGAGCUGCGGGGCGGCGCGGGACCUGUGGGAGCCGUGCACCUGCAGCUACGCCCUGCGGCUGGAGUGGUACCCGUGCCUGCUCAAGUACUGCCGCAGCCAGGAGGGCGGCACCGCCGUGCGCAGCACCACCUACAAAUGCGGCAUCAGGAGCUGCAGCAAGGGCUACAACUUCACCUUCUACACCCCCCACAAACAACUCUGCCUCUGGGAGGAGGAGUCCUAGCACCACAAACAGCUCUGACUCUGAGAGGAGGAGGCCCAGCACCACAAACAGCUCUGACUCUGAGACGAGUCCCAGCACGCCUGAGCUCAGCACUCGGCAGCUGCUUGCUUGUUGUUUUGUGUUUUGUUUUGUUUUUUUUUUACCUGGAAAGCCUUAUUUAUGAAUGGGGUCAUGGGUUUCAGCUUGGCUCCGGAUGGUGCGGACGAGACUCUCUCUGGCUCCAGGAAAGCAGGACACUGAUGUCACAUUCCUCAUGGCUCGUCCUCUCGGGACGCCCGUGAACGCCAGGUCUGCCGCUUCCGCAAUGAGACGGCUAGCCGAGCCGAUGAUGUCUGACCCGUUUGGGAAACCUUUAGACCUUCUGCCUUUAAUGAGCUCUGAGUCGCAGUCAUACGAUAAACAUCUGCAACGUGUUCAGUGAACCCAAACAGCAGUGAGAGAACUGUGACCCCGUCAUCUAUGUAACACGCUGGAUGAAGCUCGGUCAGGUUUUCUGUUCACGUCGUAUCAGAAUCUGAUGUUUUAUUAUUUAUUGUUUUGCUGUGCUAACAAGUGAUUGAACUAAUUAAAGCACGUGUUCAGAAAGAAACGUGCUGUUGCUUCUCUUUGUUUAGAAUGUCGGUGCCCGGUAACAUUGGUCAGAAGAUGUCUGAUGAGGGUUUACUUGUAUUUUUUGAACAUGAUGCUGGACUAUUUUGUGUGUGUGUGUGUGUGUGUGUGUGUGUGUGUGUGUGU